This is a messenger RNA of Synchiropus splendidus (mandarinfish), 659 nucleotides long. Its product is annotated as protein eva-1-like. The record is from RefSeq and is a predicted model, not a curated record. Lineage: Eukaryota; Metazoa; Chordata; Actinopteri; Syngnathiformes; Callionymidae. Bases 20 to 448 code for a protein of 142 amino acids. The transcript is spliced from 6 exons. Gene Ontology annotation, molecular function: carbohydrate binding.
CAGAAGAGGAGACGCCGACAUGAUCCCACUGAGGCUGGUCGCCUUCAGCCUUCUGGCUGCAGCUUGGUAUUUCACUCCUGCUGCUGAGGGGGAGGUCAUCUACGCCUGCCACAACGCAACCGCUGAGAUGUCGUGUGAGGUGGAUCAUAAAAUCAAGCUGGAGCACAUCCUGUAUAAAGUUGGGGUUGGAACGAGGUGUGGCGAGGGAAAACGUCAUCCUGAUGAUGGACCGGACAAUUUUUGCACCUUCCCCUGGGCUGAGAUGGUGGUGGAGGACCUUUGUGCAGGCAAAAGGUCCUGCAAUGUUCCAGUGACUGAAUAUGUGUUUGGCGAGUAUCCCUGUGUGGAGCAGACCAGAUACCUGGAGGUGUCCUACUCCUGCACUCCUCCACCUACCCCUCCUCCACCCAAACCUGAAUGUGAAGACAAAGCAGCUGAUACAGUCUGAUGCUCUUCAUCCAAGCCCUGAUCCUUCACAGCUCCAGUGAGAGGUUCAUCGGACAUGUUUAUGGGAAAGACAUUUCCAUGUCACAGUCCACUCCAGCUGUUCACUAUCAACAGGGAGACACUGAAUGAAACAGACCAACGUUGAAGAAUGACUUUACGUCAAGAAAUUUCCUGUCUGGACUUACCCAUCAAUAAAUGACCUCCUACAUCUG